Messenger RNA from Chrysemys picta bellii (western painted turtle), 8364 nucleotides. The record is from RefSeq and is a predicted model, not a curated record. NCBI's taxonomy places the organism in Eukaryota, Metazoa, Chordata, Testudines, Emydidae.
GGGCUCAUUGGCUUGGCGUAGCUGGGCUGCUGUGGCGCACCGCCCGCCUUGGAUCCUGGUAGGGCUUGGUUGAAAUACACAGCAGUUAGGGGGGAACUGGACGGCUAGUGGUUCUCUUGUGUCUGGGGAGGAAGUGAGACAAUGUUACCUUUGUAAAAAAUAUCUUUGGAAUCUCUGACGUCCAUAUGGCUAUGUAUGAUGAAGAUCUCUUGAAAAAUCCUUUUUAUUUGGCUAUUCAGAAACGUCGUCCUGACCUUUGCAGGAAAGUUGCAGAAUUCCAUGGAAUUAUAUUAGUACCGUGCAAAGGGAGCCUUUCAAGCAGCAGUCUCUCUACCUGCCAAUUUGAUUCCUAUGUUUUAAAACCAGUGGAAGAAAAAUUUCAGACCCUAAAUGGAAAGGAAAUCUUUAUUCAAGGAAACUUGAUUAUUUUAGGAACUGGUUUUAAUCAUCAUCUCUCAGUACCUGUUCUCUUUGAGGAAACAUUCUACAAUGAAAAAGAAGAAAGUUUUAGCUUAUUGUGUAUAGCUCAUCCCCUGGAAGAAUCUGAAAUCUUAGAAGAAUUUAAAACCCCAUCAAAUUCUUAUUCCCUGAAAAACAUUGAGGAUGUGAGAGAAUUUUUGGGAAGACAUUCUGAAAGAUUUGACAAACACAUUGCAUCUUUCCAUAGGACUUUUAAAGAACAUGAAAGAAAAAGCCUACGACAUUACAUAGAUUCUGUUAAUGCACUUUACACCAAAUGCCUCCAGCAUUUACUGAGGGAUUCUCACUUGAGGAUGCUUGCAAAGCAGGAACCUCAGAUGAAUCUGAUGAAACAAGCAGUUGAAAUGUAUGUACAUCAUGAUAUUUAUGAUCUGAUCUUUAAAUAUGUGGGAACUAUUGAGGCGAGUGAGGAUGCAGCCUUUAACAAAAUUACAAGAAGCCUCCAAGAUCUCCAGCAAAAAGAUAUUGGAGUUAAGCCUGAAUUCAGCUUUAAUAUUCCACGUGCAAAGCGAGAAUUGGGUCAGCUGAAUAAAUGCACCUCCCCACAACAGAAGCUGAUCUGUCUUCGAAAAGUGGUGCAAAUUAUUAUGCAGUCUCCUAGCCAAAGAGUGAACAUGGAGACCAUGUGUGCAGAUGAUCUUCUCUCUGUGUUACUGUAUCUGCUUGUAAAAACAGAGAUUCCUAACUGGAUGGCAAAUUUGAGUUACAUCAAAAACUUCAGGUUUUGCAGUUCAGCAAAGGAUGAACUGGGAUACUGCCUGACCUCUGUUGAGGCUGCUAUAGAAUAUAUUCGACAAGGAAACCUCUCCGACAGACCAACAGAAUCUGAGAGGUUUAGUGACAAGUUCUUGAGACAAAGAAUGAACUUGCUAUCCCAGAUGUCCACGACCCCAAUAGAUUGCUUGUUCAAGUAUAUUGCUUCAGGUAACCAGGAGGAAGUGGAACGAUUACUAAGUCAAGGUGACAGUGAUAAAGACACUGUACAGAAAAUGUGCCACCCACUCUGUUUCUGUGACAAUUGUGAGAAACUGGUUUCUGGGAAGAUGAAUGAUCCUUCCAUUGUCACUCCGUUUUCCAGAGAUGACAGGGGAUACACACCACUUCAUAUAGCUGCUAUUUGUGGGCAAGCAUCAUUAAUUGACCUGUUAGUUUCCAAAGGAGCUGUAGUCAAUGCUACAGAUUACCACGGUUCAACACCUCUUCACCUUGCCUGUCAGAAAGGAUAUCAGAAUGUUACACUUCUCUUGUUGCACUAUAAGGCAAGUACAGAUGUUCAAGACAAUAAUGGCAAUACUCCACUUCAUUUAGCCUGCACUUAUGGUCAUGAGGAUUGUGUCAAAGCUUUAGUCUAUUAUGAUGUACACUCUUGUAGACUAGAUACUGGUAACGAAAAAGGAGAUACUCCCCUCCAUAUAGCUGCUCGUUGGGGCUAUCAAGGAAUAAUAGAAGUGCUGUUGCAGAAUGGAGCCAACCCAGAUAUUCAAAACCGGAUGAAAGAGACUUCCCUGCAGUGUGCAUUAAACUCCAAGAUUUUAUCAUUGAUGGAAUUAAACUACCUAACAUUUGAAAGGGGACAGAGUGCUUCUGAGACUCCAGUUAGGUCUCCUCAGCAUUCAGCAGACACCUUCAGCAGAGGGUCAUCUGUCUCCAGCUUGUCAUCAGCGUCAGCAGAUACCAGACAAGAAGAAAUUAAAAAUAAUUACAAAGAGGUAAGAAAGUUAUUUAGAGCUAUUAAGUAUGGGACUUUGUUUUUAUGCCAGGUUCGCUAUCUUUUGGAAUGGAUGGAGGAAGACGUAGAAGAUGUAGAAGAAGCAGACGAAGCUGACGAUACAGUGAAGCCAGAACUCUGUCACCCAUUAUGCCAGUGCUCAAAAUGUGAGCCAAUACAAAAGAAGCUUGCAAGAAUCCCUGCUAAUGGACUUGGAGUAAAUGUUACAAACCAGGAUGGCUUUACACCACUACAUGUGGCUGCACUGCAUGGGCACCCUGAGUUAGUCUACCUUUUGUUGAAACACGGUGCCAAUAUCAGUGCAAAGAAUAUUAACCAUGCCGUACCUCUUCACCUGGCUUGUCAGAAAGGUCACUUUCAGGUAGUAAAGUGUCUAGUGGAUUGCAAUGCUAAACAAAAUAAAAAGGAUGUACAUGGAAAUACUCCCUUAAUUUAUGCUUGCUUGAAUGGCCAACAUGAGAUUGCUGCCUUGUUGUUAGAGCAUGGGGCCUCUGUUAACCUUUCUAACAGCAAGGGAAAUACAGCACUGCAUGAGGCUGUGAUAGGAAAACAUGAAGUCUUGGUAGAGCUGUUGCUUCAGAAUGGUGCUUCGAACCACAUUAGGAACAAAAGGCAGCGUACACCUCUUGACUGUGCUGAGCUGAAUUCAAAUAUCAUGAAGUUGCUACAAACAGCACCAAGCUAUGCACCAACAUCAGCGGAGGGAGGAGAAACAGACUAUGAGCAGCAUGUUACUAUCAAGAUCAGGAAAAAAGUAAAUGUUAAGUUACCUGAGACAGCAGAUGAUCCCAUCAGCAGACGACUUCAACUGGUCCAAUCAAUCAACAGAUUUAACAAAUCAAAAUAUUUACGGAGAACAAUAACAAGAGAUAAAAGUGUCCCUAAUUUUGAUGACGAAUUAUUGCAUCAGUUAGCUAUUAAGAGCUUUGAUAAGACCAAGUUAAAACCUAUUGACCAGAUGUUGGAUCAGAGCAAAGUUAAGAUUAUUGACGCAGAAAGCAAUGGUGAACCUGCGAAACAGGAUGAUGUGAUAGAUGCUCCUCUUAGAAGUAAACUAAUGCACCGAAGACACACAGUUAGUGUGGCACUUUCAGCAGAGAAUGUCAGUGACGACAGUGAUUUAUCCAACACAAGAGAUCCAAGUAUUUCACUGUCAAAAGACUGUUCUGGUGACUUGCUAUCAAAACACUAACAAGGAAGUGUGAAUUUGCUGCCAAAAACUAAAGAACCAGGUGGUGCCAGUUUCAAGAUCCUCCUGCUGGGCAUUAAAGAAUUAAAUGAUGCUUAGAAACUGCUUUCAAAAAUGGAUCAUAAAGAUGAAUCUUUAGCAGAGGUAGAAUGUUCCCAUAUGGCUUGCACUUUUGAAGACUGAAUCCUCUGUUUAUCGUGGAAACCCCUCCCCAGCCAAUUUGUGACUGAUUUCAGGAAACUGAGACAUAUUGAAAUGUCAAAGUAUUUAGACAGAAAGAAGUGAUUGUUUCUCAUUCCACUUUCAAAGCACUUAUUAAGAAAUUACUUAUAACAGUAGAGGAGAAAGGCUAUAUAGUACUUUCUAGCUACCCACUCCUGUUUUUUUAAAAGGCAUUGAAUUAUUUUUUUCUUUUCAGUUUUUGUCACUAAAUUGGUUAUAUUAUAUUUAUUGCCAGAAGGAAUUCAAAAGUCUCUAUUUUUAUUAUAAUGCUAUGAACCACUAUAUUUAUUUAAUAGCAUUUUAGAAAUUAAUGUAAUUUCUGUAUAUUGCAACCAGCUUCGCAAACAGUCCAUAAAAAUCUACAGCAUGAGAUGAACGUGAACGGUAGUAUCCUGCAGUCCCUAUAUAGACAAAGCGCCCCCUGAUUUCAGUGGAACAUUUACCUGUAUAGGGUCUGUAGGAUCAUGUACUACUGGCGAUGGAAUAAAAUAAAAUGCUCUCACCGCAGAACAGCUUUGGACUGAAGAAUGUUCAGAUCCCACUUAAAAUACUCAUUUCUGUGCAGAGACAAGCAUGCUUAACACACACAGUUGGCUUUUCCCCCUGAACAAAUCAGACAAAGCCACACACAUUCACACCUCUGCACGAAGCCUACAGCUACUAGGUAAGUUAUCUGGCAGGAAAAGUAAGAGUUUGCAGAAACUGGCUGCAUGUUAUCCUAUUUUAAAAGGUGAUAUUUUAAAGGAUGCUCAUAGAUAACUAGAUGGAAGCUUAGAUGUUGAACUUGUUUCUUAACAUGUUUUCAGUUUAAAAAUUUUUUUUUAAGUGUGAAUUAAAAAGAAAAAGACUUCAAUAGCACAAUUCAGGUUCUCAAUGAUAGUUUUGGUUUACAGGUGGUCACAUCCAAUUAACAUUUUGUUUCUUUUAUAAAAUAGUAAUAUAGACCAUUUUGAUUUUUUAUGGUGGUAUUGAUACUAUGCUUAGGGCACUGUGAAAUUGGAGGACUUCCCAUGUGAUUAUUUUCAAAUAAUUUUUAAUGAGAGAAGUAAAAAGUGCUUGAAAAAUGAAAAAACUCUAAGAUGAAGGUUGCAUGUAUAUUUUUCUAAAUAAUUUGGGUUCAUUUAAUUUUCUAACUUGCCUUGGAUUUGUGCCAAAUGUUGGAAAAGAAAAAUAGUAAAAGUAAUGAUUCUUGAAAAUGUUCUUAACUUUGACUACUUAUUUAAAAACUGACUCCCUUUAGCACGGUCUUCUCACUGUUAUUGUAACGUAAUGUUUAACUAUUUUACUUUAAGCCUAAGGAUGGUUUAGGAAUAGUUACAUUAAGUUUGGAUGGCUUCCCCUUCCCCACACCUUCAUAUUACCACUGAACAAAUGAACAUGCUUUUCUCCCUUUGAGCUUUUUUCUUUAAUCUAAUAUAAAGGCCUGCCUAUAAAAGGGAAAAAGUUACAGAAGCAGUUGGAUUUAAAUGGGAUAUUUCCUAUUUCUAGAUUACUUCAAUGUAUGUCCUUCCCUUUCUGCCCCAUACUAUUUAUAAACAACUUGAGAAAAAGGAUGAUCUUGUGCUUAAAUUACAGCAGGAGACAUGGACUGUACUUUUGGUCCUCAAAACAGACUUUGAAUGUUACCUAUGGCAAAUCCCUUAUUGUUACGCUAUGUGAAAUUGGGUUAAUUACCUACUUAACAUAGGGUUGUUUCAUGGCCAAAUUUAUUUUCUAUAAAGUGCCUGGACAUGUUUAGGUGGAAGGAGCAAGGUAUCAUUUGUAAAUUUAAGAUUAAAAUAUGGGUAAACUUAAAGAGAAAGCAUGAGCACAUUUUUAGAAUUGAUUUGUGGGGAUUAAUUUCAGUUUUUAAUUACAGCAUUCUCUUAAACAAAAGAUUGCCUAUCUGCCUGCUUCAGUAAAAAAUGAAGUUGGAUAAUGAGAGAUUCAGUUAAUUAGAUGCUUUUAAUAGUUGCAAUAGUAUAUUACUAUCAAGUAUAAAAAGAGAUAUGCAACAUAUUCAAACAGUCCAAGUAUAUUUCAUUAGAUAUUUAUUAUAAACCUAUUAUGGAGACUAGCUUUGGCAACAAGAUUUGUCAUGCUGUUUAUUCAGUGACCCCUCUCCUUUGGAAAAUACACUUCUAAUUCUGCUCUCUCUCUCCUUUUGGGAAAAAACGAGAGAUAAAUGUAAGAGGAUCUGAAAUUAACUAGUUAAAACUUUUUAAAUGUUGCUAGUAGCAAACUAGAUGCAACUCCUAACAAAAAUUUCAAUACGGUACAAUACUUACUGCAAAAUACUUCAUACUUCAAACCUAUUUCUAUGCAAUUAAUAAAACAGCUCCCGUAAUAGUGUUUGUAAUAAGCUUCAGCAUUGAUUUUUUUUUAAUUUUUUUUUUUUGGCCUGAGUCUGAGCUGUUUCCCAAUCACUGUUUAACUUUUCAUUUGGAGGACACUGCUUGCAUCUUCAGCCUUGUCUGUUGGGAUACUAUUGUGAUUGCCUCCCUGAAAGGGUCUCAAAAGUUUCAGUAAUCUUAACUUUCCCCUGUAGAAGUGAAAGUAUCUCAGAUACUUACAAUAAUAAGUAGGCCUGAGCAUGGGUAACAUGGAUGGAUGGUUCAAAACUGCUAGAGUGCUUCAGUUAUCAAAACAGGGAGACACUAAAAUGAUGUGGCACAUUGAACAAAGUUUUUGAUGUUUGACUAGAAGUGCCCAACCACUGAUAGGUUGGGAUGUAGUUUUUUAAAAACCAAGACGACACCUAUGCUAAAUUCUAGGUCAUCCAUCCAUUUAGUGCAAUACAUACAGCAAAUCUCACUGAGCAAACCAAGACUCCCCUCAUUACAGCUUUCCCCCAAAUACCUCUUCAAAACAAUGGAUUUGCAGUAUAGUCUGUAUGUGGUCAAGUUCUUCUUGCUCUGAAACAGCAUGUGUGAAUUCUAAAGUCACAGACUGUUCUACUUCAGGGAGAAGCCCCCCACCUCAGCAGUUCCAUCAUUGCUGUUAACAUGAUCAUACAUGGCACAGAGAAGGGGCAGUCCUUCAAGUAAGCAGGUUCCAGAACAUUUAGGGCACUUUUUUUAUUUAUUUUUUAUAAAACCCACCUAUUUUUUUCAGCUGAAAUGGACAGGUCCACUCUAUAUGCAUCCGAAGAAGUGGGCAGUAGCCCACGAAAGCUUAUGCUCUAAUAAAUUUGUUAGUCUCUAAGGUGCCACAAGUACUCCUGUUCUUAUAACAACUCUGUUUGAUAUGUUUCACUAGAUGUUUGACACUUAUCUCCCACUCUUUGUAAUCCAGUAUGAGAAACAUGACUGCUUCAGUCCCAAAAUGACUCAAAGCUUUGCUGCUAUGAAGUAAACUUAAGUUGUGAGUAAAAGGCAGGGCCUGCUCACAGAAUCUGGCAAGAAUAGGACUGAUAUUGUAGAAACACAUAUUCCUAAGCAGUGCUACACACAAGAACACAAACACCCCAUACCAAGUAUGGUAUAAAGAUAACGAGAGCAUAUUGACCCCUCCUAAAGAUAAGGUCAGGAUGACAAUAUGAUGGAUAGAGAUGUUUUGAUCAAAUCAACAUGUACAAGGUAAUGGAUGGUAACAACCCAUGUCAGGGGGCAGUAACAAAUCACAUCAGAGGGGCAAUAUAUAACUUGUUUGUAUUGAUGUAUAAAAUGACACUGAGGGAGUGUCUUUGGCUGGCCUAGGGGAUAAUGGAAAGUCCCACCAUUAACUGAACUAGUCCAUUGAAAUGGGCAUACCUGUAUUAGUGUACCUGUACACUAGGACCAUGCUUCAGUGACAAUAAACAUGGCAAGAGUUCCUUCGCUACAAACGGGUCUGUGGUUAUUGGGCAGUGCGAUCGAGGUCUGCUGUACCAACUGUCUGUGCAGAGCUGGGACAGCACACAGAGAAAACACACAUGCAGCCAACCAUCUAACAAUAUCUUACCACACUAAGCAGUUUCACUCUUCUGAUACGUAAGGAAAUGGCCUAAACUAAAUUUAAGUAAAUUCAGUAGCAUCUUAAACCCAUCUAAUGGAAAAUCCUCCUUUAGUAAUAAUGAGAUGGUUAAUGUUGAGAAAGAUGGGGAGCAAACUUAAAGAGCACUUUAAACAGUUUACCAGUAUACUCUACAACUGCAGACUAAAGCCCUGAUAUCACAUGAGAUUCAAAUUGUACUGGGGUUUCACGUCUUACUUAUUUACAAUGAAAAAGUAGACAUUAUUACUGCAAAAGCCAGUUUGCUCUCUGAAAGGAGUCAAAUCGUUUUUUUAAACAAAUAGGCUUUUCUAUUAACUUCUCACUGCACUAAAAUUAAAUGGUUGGGUUUUUUUUAAACAUGAAGAUUGCACAGAGGUAUCACCUUCGUAGAAGCUAAGCACUAUAGCCUACAAUAGAGUGCCAUUUUAAAUAAGGAAGUUGGUAAUGUAGACUGCAAGUUAAAAAUACAAAAUUGACAAACACCAGCUGUAGUAAUCAAAGUUUUUACAAUAUUCACACAGAUGGAAAAACAGUCACUACUGCUCAUACUUUUUUAAACAAAAUUUUAAUCAGUUCCAAACCGUUACAGUUGGAAUAGUGUACACUGUUGCUCUUAAAUGAAAGCAGAAAACAGCUCUUCUCCGGUAGUGAAGUCUCUCCCCUUUUCACUUCCAUCUUAUCACACAAGAUGUAACAGUAUUUGUACCACAAAUUUUCAAAUAAGACGACAACACAGGGUCAGUUUUACUUUAUGCAUGCAAGUCACAUGGAAUUUAGAGCAGGUGCCUUU